This is a messenger RNA of Penicillium lagena, 1299 nucleotides long. RefSeq names its product putative aminotransferase. The record is from RefSeq and is a predicted model, not a curated record. Gene Ontology annotation, molecular function: transaminase activity; pyridoxal phosphate binding. NCBI's taxonomy places the organism in Eukaryota, Fungi, Ascomycota, Eurotiomycetes, Eurotiales, Aspergillaceae. Gene Ontology annotation, biological process: amino acid metabolic process; biosynthetic process. Bases 1 to 1299 code for a protein of 432 amino acids. The transcript has 2 exons.
AUGUCGCAGUCGGAAAGCACAGAUCCCGUCGUCUCAAAGAGAGCCCAAAAUGCCACCGAGGCAGCAGCGAACAACCCCAUAUGGGAUGUGUUGAGCGAUGUGUGGUGCCCGUCCAUGAACCCAACGGGCUACGUCAACGUCGGGAUAGCAGAGAACACGCUGAUGCACGACACGCUCCUCAGCUUCCUGAACAAGAAACUCGAGUUACCAUCCAAGUACCUCACCUACAACGACGGAGGCGGCGGCUCUACGCGACUGAGACAAGCCAUGUCCCGGUUCCUCAACCGGCACCUCCACCCAGCCAUCCCGCUCGACGCCAGCCAUCUCAUUGUCACCAACGGCGUUUCGUCUGCUAUCGAGCAUGUCUCCUGGGCUUUCGCCGAUCCGGGGGACGGCAUUUUGCUCGGGAAGCCGUUCUAUGGCACUUUUAUCCCGGAUAUGUCCCUUCGGCCUGGCUCGAAAGUAGUGGAGGUUGAUUUCGGUGACUGCGAUCCGUUCAGCAGGGAGGCUGUGUACAAGUAUGAGCAGGCGCUGCUGGACUUUCAGCUGAAGAGCGAGAGGAAGGUUAGGGCGCUUAUGCUCUGCCACCCGCACAACCCUCUUGGGCGCUGCUACCCGCGUGAGGUGGUUGUUGAGCUAAUGCGGUUCUGUGAGAAGUACAGGAUACACUUUAUCAGUGAUGAGAUAUAUGCGCUGUCUGUCUGGGAGAAUACGGUGGAUCAGGAUCCUCCACCAGUCCGGUUUGAGUCUGCGUUAUCCAUUGAUCUGGCGGGCAUUAUUGACCCCCGACUCGUGCAUGUGCUCUGGGGGCUGAGCAAAGACUUUGGUGCGAAUGGGAUGCGGCUCGGAACCAUCAUCUCCCAGGCAAACGGUCAUCUCCACGAGGCACUGAAGUUUAUCUCAAUAUAUUCCUACGCGUCUGGAAUAUCUGACCACUUAGCCACUUUACUGUUGGAGGACGACAACUUUACAGAUCGGUAUAUCCGGCAAAAUCAGAAGAAAUUAGCAGAGUGCUACGCAUACACGGUGCAGUAUCUCCGAGCGCACAGUAUCGAAUACGCACCAGGGUGCAACGCAGCCUUUUUUCUGUGGGUGAAUUUAGGAAAGAGAUACCGCGACUUGCAUCCCGACGGGGAGGUUGACGACCUUGUUAUGCAGUCUCUGCUGCAGAAGAAGGUCUUUCUAGCGAGUGGGACGCUUUUUGGGUCGGAGCGCCCCGGAUGGUUUCGCGUUGUGUUUUCUCAGCCGCAAGAGUACCUGGGUGAGGCUCUGAAGAGGAUGGUAGAAGCCUUGGAAUAG